Messenger RNA from Pocillopora verrucosa, 1991 nucleotides. RefSeq lists its product as uncharacterized. Lineage: Eukaryota; Metazoa; Cnidaria; Anthozoa; Scleractinia; Pocilloporidae. The record is from RefSeq and is a predicted model, not a curated record.
GAGACGGCUUUAUUGAGUUGUUUCUUGGCGAUCUAAAGCUAACGUUUCUAAAGUUCGAGAUCAUUACGCGAAGUCAGUUUCACUAAACCCUUGCGCAUGGAGGAAAGUUAAUCGUUAGAUUUUACAGCAUAUUUCAUGGUUGUUCAAACAAAACCUUGCAUUUCCCCUGUAUCAAUAUUACCCACACCCAUUUCGAACAAAACAGCAGUAAAAAGCCAUGAUCUCUCGCCAAAAUCGAUUUUUUUCGACGUCGAAACAACCUUUCGCCAUCCAGUUGCAAUGUUUGUCUGGUGGCGAUCCCAGAAAUCUUUGCGCAAACACAGGAAUCCGUUUACUGGCAACUCAUUAAUUACUUGGCGCGAGGCAUGACUUGUUCAGACAUUUCUGAACGCCAAAAGAUCCUUAGACUUGAAUGCCACACCAAACACGUGAAUCCAACUGAGCGCACAAGGGAUUAGCUAAGUUUUGUCUAAAGAUCUCGUACUCCUGGAAACAUUCCUCCGAGGGACUCUUGUAGGAUAAACUCGAAAAUGCCUCAACAACAACAUCCUAAGACAGCUUCAAAGAAAAGAAGUAACGAGGAAGCGUGGAAUGGAUGUCCAGAGAAAAAGGAAAAACUGGAUUCUGAAACAGCAGGAGCUGAGACAACCCCAACCAAACAAGAUAAAGAAGACGGCAUCGGAAUGUCUGUGGAAUUGCGUACUGAAGAAGUACUUACUGCAUCCAGAAACCUUAAAGAUGAGAGACCUUUUCUUUGUUGUGUACAAUCACUUUGUCGUAAAGACAUACCACUCAGGCCUGGACAACCUGAUGGCAACCUCUUGAAGGCUCAUGAACAUGGAAAAGGUCAAAAAACGAUAACUGUAAACUUCACAGGAACCAGUCCGCACGAUCAACUAACAUCGUUCCUUUUGGUGAAAGACGAAGACACAGUUUCGAACGUCUUUAAGUACUGUUCAGGAAAGGACAAUUAUUACCUGGCUGUGAGGAAGGCCCGCCCUGAUGUGAUCCUUCGUAGACUUCAAAACUUUCCCGGAAACGAAAAAUAUUUGUUCUUUCUCGAAGGGGUCAACAAUAACGAUAACUACUUCACAAUCCAGUCCGUAAAAAACAAGAAGUACCUAUACUGUGAAGAAAAUGGUAACGUCAGUAUGAAGGUGGCAGGCAAAAAAAUGAGUAAUGGAGUACCUGAAGAUCGGGCUAUGUGGUUCUCCUUCUUAGAUUAUCAGCAACAAGGGCAUUCAGACCUUAUUCAAGAACACAAAACGUAUACUAAGAUUUUGUUGAGUUUGAGUGUUUCGUGCAACGACCACGAAGAUACAGGUGAAAAGCAGACCACGGCCCAUGAAAGUGGGCCUGCUGAUGACUCGGAAAAAGAAGCCCCGAAAGGUCCAGGAGAGCAGCACAUAACUGAGGAUAUUGACCAGGGUGAAAGGGAAGACUCACAGAGGCGAAAACAUGAAGGACCGGUGGAAGGAGACCAUGACCAGGGUAAAACAGAAGACCUUGCAGGAGGAAACUCUGAGGGUCUGAAGGAUGUGUGCAACGCAGAUCAACGGGAAGGAGACUCUGAGGGAACUGCUAAAAAUCAAUAGAAAGAACUCUGAUUAAGUAGAGAAGUGUAACUCUACAGACACCGAGACACUUACUUCAGAGAAAAACCAAAGCUGGAAAAUGAAUUAGUAAUAAAGGCAUGCUGAUUUUAAAGCUAUUAGUUGAGGAGGUGAAGUACAUCGUAAAAGGAUUGAUAACAUUAUUCAGUUCAGAUACAAUAGGAUAAUUUUCCGUAAGUUAAAAUACUUCUCAGUUUAACUAGAAAUUAUUAAAAAUUAUAACGAACAGGAUUAUUUACAGUAUUACUUGCAAGACAUAGGCUGAAAGCCAGAGCUAGAAACUCCAUAAACUUCAUAGAAAAAGUGCUCCUUCACCUGCCUGUUCCUGCGCUCAAUAGCGAAACGUUGCCUCAAUAAAACUGACAGCAAUAAAAUAGU